Messenger RNA from Pangasianodon hypophthalmus (striped catfish), 1765 nucleotides. RefSeq lists its product as uncharacterized. The record is from RefSeq and is a predicted model, not a curated record. The transcript is spliced from 2 exons. Bases 53 to 364 code for a protein of 103 amino acids. Lineage: Eukaryota; Metazoa; Chordata; Actinopteri; Siluriformes; Pangasiidae. Gene Ontology annotation, molecular function: protein binding.
AAGUGAAACUAUUCUGCAUUAACACGACUGCUCUUCGUGAACUUCGUUCAACAUGGGGGAAAUCUAUCAAAUUCUGGUGAUUGGUUUUAGGGGAGAAAAGAAAACAGUCGACGUUUCAACCUCCGAAGAUGAUUUCAACAAAACAACUAUUUCGGCUUUCAAAGAAAAGCUCACGGUGAAAUUUCCGGAGCUUAAAGGUGCGCAGUUCAGAAUGAUGUUCACUGAUGUCCAGCUUGAGGACAGCGACACUUUCUCCAUGCGCAAGAUCCAGAACAAAUCCACAAUCUUCCUGAUCGUCCGCAUGCCGGGAGGAGGCGCACACACACCGGGAGGAGGAGAGGAGAGUCCGGGCCAGCCGCACUGAAGACCCGGCCUGAACACAGCAUACAUGCAGAGACUUUUAUCACGCCUUUCCUCUCCUUUAUUAUGUCUUUCCUCUCUUUUAUCAUGCCUUUCCUCUCUUUUAUUUUAGCAUGGAGAACAGCACGAAAUUUACACAAAUAAUGUCAAAGAAAUGAAGUAACCUCACUAAAUGUUUCCUUAUUGUCAUGUCCUCAUAAAAAUAUCAUGUCCUGAAGAUUUAUAAACUUGAUAUUGCUAAUUUCUACUUUACUUUAAAUGAUAGCUGACAUUCUGAUCUAUCAUCUCAUAGUCAUCACUGGUUCACAAAUCCAAAUGUCUUCAGUGUAUAGCAAAAACAAUAGAAUUGGUCUUGCUGUUCCAAUACUUUCAGAGGGGACUGUAUACUGCAAAGAUUGGGAGAUGGAAAGGGUAAUGGGGUGGAUAAUGUCUGCACAUCAGAAAUACAUUUUCCACUCAUUUUCCUCUCAGGCUGAGAAAUUCCCAAAUUUUGGACUGCUGCUGGGGAUGCUUCUCUUUAACUGGGACUGGGGCUCUAUUCAAGUUAGAGGGAAUGUACAGGGUGUGCCAAAAGUCUCCAUACAUGGGAGUAUGCCAGCACCACAUCGGUUGUGCCUUUGUCAGAGGAUGUUCAUGGACGUUCACUUCUCAGUUGGUCCACAACACUUCCAGUCUUUGAUAAGUUUGGCAGCAGUGUCGUGUGAGAUGUGCUUGUCAUGUUUCCUGUUAAAGUCCACUGCAACCUUACGACAACUUCCUGAUCCAGCCAUGAGAAUGAUUUCAAUAUAUUCUUCUAUUGUCAAAGGCAUUCUUAAAGGCAAUCUGAAAAAAUAUAAUAUAAUAUAAAAUAAACUAAGUAUGAAAAUUUUGGAAGACAUUUUGCUAAAAACUGUUGAUUUCCCCUGUGUAUGAAGACUUGGAUGGGGACACCCUGAAUUUUGGCCUCUGUUAGACAGCCAAAGAUAAAGAACAAUUUCACCUUCCAGCACAAUUAUGACCCAAAGCACAAAUCCACAUCAGCAAAGGAAUGAUUUUCAAAUACCAAAAUGGCCCAGUCAGAGCUCAGCACUAAAUCUCAUCAAAAACUUGUGGAAUGGCUUGAAGGGGGCUGUGCACAGGAGAUCCCCUCUCAAUCUGAAAGAUCUGGAUAAUUUUUGCAAGGAAGAGUGGAAUAAAAUUGGCAACUCAAGAUGUGCUAAGUGGGUAGACUCUUACCCAAAAGACUGAGUGCCGUGUUACAAGCAAAAAGUGCUUUAAGAAACUAUUAGGUUAGGAGUGUGCACACUAGUGCAACCAGGUUAUUGUACUUUUUUUUUUUUCAUUUUCUUUUUUCCCCCAAAACCUUUCUAUUUGUUUUUCACUUAAAUUUUGUUGCUUGCUAUAUCACAUUAAAGGUGGAAAAUGA